GGUCCAGGGUCCCCUCUGCAAAUUCCCUCUCCCUGGUAGUCACCGUGGAACACCCCUUCGCCUACGCCCAAUCUCGUCAGCUGGGGAGGUCUUCAUCCUGGAUCUCUCUUCGUCUGCUGUGUCGCUUACAAGGGACCGACCGAGUGCUACGCGAUCGAAGCAAUUUCUGGUUCUUAUGCACUUGUGAAUUGACCUCGAACCAUCCCUUGCCAGCAAGUUCGUAGUCGUGGUAUAUCCUGCUCAAUUUUCUCCUCUGCAGGCUAUUUCCUCGUGUCUGAUAUCGACAUUGGCUUACACCAUCAACACUGGCCUAUAUUUGCGCCUCCAUGUGGACCACAAGUUGACAUUAUCCUUCUUCAAGCAAAGUGCUGUCGGGCGCCUUCCGUGGCAUUCUGCCUAAGAGAGCAUUCACCCUUUGUGUUCCGUCAAGGAUGCAUCAACGUGUGACGGAACGCUCGGUAGAUGCUGCGGCAAAGGAGCCGCUUCUGGGAAACGAGAAGAGAUCCUGGCAGAGCAAGAUGCCACACGAAAUCGACCAAAAUCAAGAAAGAACUCCUGGAGACUUUCCAUCACCAAGCUGGACAUUGGCAAAAUCCAAUAAUGGCGGCCAAACAAUGCCACAGACGAUCGCGCAUCGAGGUUACAAAGCGAAACAUCCGGAAAACACUUUGAAGGCGUUCCGGGGCGCUGUCGAUGUUGGUGCGCAUGCCAUCGAGACCGACAUUCAUCUAUCCAAAGAUAACGUGGUGGUUCUGUCUCAUGAUGGGGACCUCAAGCGAUGCUUUGGUCAGAAGCAAAAGAUCAUCGACUGUGAUUGGCAGUACUUGAGCUCACUUCGCACACUUCGAGAACCUCAUGAGCCAAUGCCUAGAUUGUUAGAUCUCCUCCAGUACCUUGCUCAGCCAGGUCUGGAGCACAUCUGGCUCCUCCUGGACAUCAAGAUCGACAAUAAUGCAGACGACGUAAUGAGGCUCAUUGCAAAAACAUUGGCUUCGGUUGAUCCUGGAAUUCGACCAUGGAAAGAGCGCGUGGUCCUCGGCAUCUGGGUCGCCAAAUAUCUUCCGCUUUGCACCAAAUAUGCUCCGGGCUAUCCAAUAUCACAUAUUGGCUUCUCCACCCUGUACGCCCGGCAGUUCCUGAAGGUGCCCAACGUGUCAUUCAACAUGCUGCAGAAGGUCAUGUUCGGUCCCCUUGGAGCUCGGUUCUUGAGAGAUGUGCAAAAGGCGCAUCGACCGUUGUACCUGUGGACGGUCAACGACGUCAAUCUCAUGAAGUGGAGCAUUCAGAAGCACGUCGAUGGGGUCAUCACCGAUGAUCCCAAGACUUUUAGAAAGAUAUGUGAAGAAUGGGAUGAUGAAAAAGAGCCACCAGCAAAACUCAGCUGGUCCCAACUGCUCUAUACAUGCUGGUUAUAUGUACUCAUCAUGUUUUUCGUCAUACCGUUCAGACGCAGAUUCCCAGAAACAGUCGGACAAUUCAUCAAAGCACGAGAUCUCCAGGCCAAGGCCAGCUCCAGCGUGGGUCAAUUAUGAGAACACCCAUGGCCGGUGAGGAGAGACCAGAAAAGGACCAUGAUCUGGUCUAUGAGAUACGAAAUUCUAUGGUGUGUCAGAUUUGGAGUUCAAGAAGAAUGACAGGCGUUGAUACAUCAAUUUUCAAAGAUUGUACAUACAUGUACAUCACAUGUACAUCCAUACUCCAUAUCUAUCGGAUAAUUGAUAAGAAGACAUGGCCAGCAGAGCCAAAGAUUGAAGCUUGCUUCACCCAAGACUU
This is a messenger RNA of Exophiala mesophila, 1773 nucleotides long. RefSeq lists its product as uncharacterized. Bases 432 to 1532 code for a protein of 366 amino acids. The record is from RefSeq and is a predicted model, not a curated record. Gene Ontology annotation, biological process: lipid metabolic process. Lineage: Eukaryota; Fungi; Ascomycota; Eurotiomycetes; Chaetothyriales; Herpotrichiellaceae. The transcript is spliced from 3 exons. Gene Ontology annotation, molecular function: phosphoric diester hydrolase activity.